Messenger RNA from Haemonchus placei, 564 nucleotides. NCBI's taxonomy places the organism in Eukaryota, Metazoa, Nematoda, Chromadorea, Rhabditida, Trichostrongylidae. The record is from the annotation of a GenBank genome assembly.
AUGUAUUACUUGCAGGAAAAAGAGUCUCUUUUACGUCAAAAUAUGAACGCAAAUGCUUCAUUGGAAGAGCUACGCCGUCAGUUGGCCGCCGCCGAGUCGGCUGCCGACGGCCUUUCGGAGAGACUUCGUCGCGCACAGGCUGACGCAGAAAGUUGGAAACGAAAGCACGAGGAGGCGGUUCAGGAGGCGAAGAAUGACAUUCUGCAUGAAAGGAAACGCGCAGCAGAUAAGAUCGCAGCAUGUCAACAUGAAUACGCUUUGCGAAGUGCCAGAAGAGGGACCGACGACUCGGAACGAGAUCGUCUUCGUGAUGAAUUAUCACGAGUACAAGUUGAGUUGGACAGAGCAGUAACAACGAUACGCCAACUCGAAGGAAAUGUUCAGUCACAGGAGGCUUUGGGCGGAACAUUAGAAGCUCAAUACCGUACUGCAUUGAUGGAAUUGGAAACGGCCAGAGACGAAAACUGUGCAUUAAAGGCAAAGAUACAACAGGACGAAACGAACAGCGCUCUGAAUACGUUUGAAAACAAACUAGAAAGAAUGGAUCAGAAAGAACACGUCUGA